Messenger RNA from Staurois parvus, 846 nucleotides. NCBI's taxonomy places the organism in Eukaryota, Metazoa, Chordata, Amphibia, Anura, Ranidae. The record is from the annotation of a GenBank genome assembly.
CUUCAGGUUAAUUAUGAUAAACAUCUUGGUAAUCUCAUUAUCCAUAUACUUCAAGCAAGGAAUCUCGUUCCCAGAGAUAACAAUGGUUAUUCAGACCCAUUUGUGAAAGUAUAUCUCCUUCCAGGAAGAGGUGCUGAAUAUAAAAGAAGAACAAAAUAUGUACAGAAAAGUUUAAACCCAGAAUGGAAUCAGACAGUGAUUUACAAAAACAUCUCCAUUGAGCAGCUAAAGAAGAAAACUUUAGAAGUUACUGUGUGGGAUUAUGACAGGUUCUCCUCAAAUGAUUUUCUUGGUGAGGUGUUGAUAGAUUUAUCAAAUGCUGCCUUUCUCGACAAUAUGCCACGAUGGUACCCAUUGAAGGAGCAAAGUGAAAGUAUUGACCACUCAAAACACUCUGGCCAAAGCAGUCAGCAGUCACCAAAGCCAUCCGUCAUUAAAAGCAGAAGUCAUGGAAUUUUUCCAGAUCCAUCUAAAGAUAUGCAGAUUCCCACUAUAGAGAAAUCUCAUAGCAGCCCUGGUAGUUCAAAGUCAUCCUCUGAGGGACACCUCCGUUCACAUGGACCAUCACGUAGCCAAAGUAAAGGCAGUGUCACUCAGACCCACCUUGAAGAUGCUGGAGCAGCCAUCGCUGCUGCCGAAGCAGCUGUCCAACAGCUUCGCCUUCAACCAACACAUAAAAGCGGUCAGUGUAAUUAUGCCAGGAAGCAGCAUAGACACAGCAUAGCAGGAGUACUCCCAAUUCAAAGAACUCAGUCUGACAAUCUGCCUUCACCAGCAAAUGACAGCAAAGACCAAAGCCAGCUUGCACUCAAGAAGGUGAUGUCCGAUGGGUCCGUCAAGGCUGAA